This is a messenger RNA of Ornithorhynchus anatinus (platypus), 2037 nucleotides long. It is a transcript of the gene NEURL1B, whose product is annotated as neuralized E3 ubiquitin protein ligase 1B. The record is from RefSeq and is a predicted model, not a curated record. Lineage: Eukaryota; Metazoa; Chordata; Mammalia; Monotremata; Ornithorhynchidae. Bases 115 to 1782 code for a protein of 555 amino acids. Gene Ontology annotation, molecular function: ubiquitin protein ligase activity. Gene Ontology annotation, biological process: ubiquitin-dependent endocytosis. Gene Ontology annotation, cellular component: early endosome. The transcript has 5 exons.
UGUGCGCGCGCGCGCGUGUCCCGCGGGGCCGCAGCGUCCCGCACAGGGUGGCGGCCGGUGCCCGUCCAUGGCCCGGCGCGGCGCCCGGCCCCCCGCAGCCGGCCCCGCGGAGCCAUGGGCAACGCCGUGCACAGGACCCCCGCAGACACGAGCCUACAGCCCCGCUUGGUGACCCGUCGAGCCAGCUUCCCCGCACCCGGCAGCGGCAGCCAUGAGCGGCGUUCGGGCCCGGAGGCCCCACGCUUCCACGCGCAGGCCAAAGGCAAGCACGUCCGCCUGGACCCCCAGGCCCGGAAGGCCACCCGGAGGAGCAGCUUCUGCCACGGGGUCACCUUCACCCACCGGCCCAUCGGCCUGUACGAGAAAGUGCGUCUGAGGCUGGUGUCCGUCCACCACGGCUGGAGCGGGGCCCUGCGCUUCGGCUUCACCGCCCACGACCCCGCGCAGAUGAGCUGCGAGGCCAUCCCUAAGUACGCCUGCCCGGACCUGGUGACCCGGCCGGGCUACUGGGCCAAGGCGCUGCCGGAGAGGUUUGCCCUCAGGGACAACGUCCUGGCCUACUGGGUCGAUCGCCAUGGGAGAGUCUUCUACAGCGUCAACGACGAGGACCCGAUGCUGUUCCACUGUGGAGUCAAGGUGUCUGGGCCCCUGUGGGGCCUCAUCGAUGUGUACGGAAUUACCCACGAAGUACAACUACUGGACACCAUGUUUGCUGAGGCCGUGACGUCCUCUCGUCUCAGUAACGCUCAGUUCAGCACUUGGCUCCCUCAAAGUAGCCACGACUCGGCCAACUUCAACAACAACGAACUGGAGAACAACCAGGUGGUAGCCAAAAUCGGCAACCUAAACCUGAGCCGGGGACCAGGCCAGCCCCCGGAGAACCCGGGGGGCCCCUGCUGUCCUGGCAGGCGCCCACGGGGGCAAGGAGUGCCGGCCCUCUUGGAGACCGACCUCCACUUCCAUCCCACGAGGGGUCCCGAUGUCACCUUCUCCCAAGACCGGAUGGCGGCCUGCACCAACUGGCAAGAGAGCAACAGGACGCUGGUAUUCUCCGACCGGCCCCUGCACAUCGGGGAAAGCCUGUUUGUGGAAGUUGGACACCUGGGACUGCCAUACUACGGGGCCCUGUCCUUUGGCAUCACUUCCUGCGACCCGGGGACCCUGAGGACCAGCGAACUCCCAGCCGACCCCGACGCGCUCCUCGACCGAAAGGAGUACUGGGUAGUUUACCGAGCCUUCCCGGUCCUCAGCAGUGGCGAUAUCCUCAAUUUCCUGGUGUUGCCCAACGGGGAGGUGCACCACGGGGUGAACGGCAGCAGCCGAGGGAUGCUGAUGUGUGUGGACACUUCCCAGGCUCUCUGGGUCUUCUUUACCAUCCACGGGGUCAUCAACCAGCUCAAGAUCUUGGGCACCCUCCAGUCCUGCCCGGUGGCUCUAUCUCCCUUGGGAUCGCCCGGCGGCUCGCCCGAGGACAGCGACUCGGACAUGGCCCUCAGCGUCAACAGGUCCUCUUCGGCUUCCGAGUCGUCUUUGGUAACAGCUCCCAGUUCUCCUCUGAGCGGCCCCGUCUCUCCGGGGUUCCUGCCUCCGGAGCCACCAGGCAGCGGCAGCAGCGGGGAGUGCACCGUCUGCUUCGACAGCGAGGUGGACACGGUCAUCUACACCUGCGGACACAUGUGCCUGUGCCACACCUGUGGGCUCAAGCUGCAGAAACAGAUCAGCGCCUGCUGCCCAAUCUGCCGUAGGCUCAUCAAGGACGUCAUUAAGAUCUACCGCCCUUAACCCCGGUGCCCGUGACCCGAGGCGGGAGGCCUCUGCUGGCGAUUGAGCUGGGCCGUUCCCCGAGGGCUUCCCUCGGUGGCUCGUUCGGUUGCCGGGAAAGUCUAGGCAGACUGAGGGGCCCUGGGGUCAGGGCCUCCUCGUUAGAUUGGGCUCCCCCCCGGAGUUACUACUGUUCUCGGGUGGCACCUGGAAAACGUCACAUCCGAUCACAGGAGCUGGAUGGUCCACGACUUCCCAGCCUUCUCCAGCUGGAAA